UGAAAGGGGGUUCUAAGGUAACUGAACAUGUCUGCGUGAAAAAUGAGAGAAAGGAGAUAUUCGAAAUAGAGAGAAUAGGAGCAGAAAAAGAGAAAGAAGAAAAUGGGAGAAAGGGGAGACUGGAAGUAGAAAGAAUAAGAAUACAAACUGAGAAAGAAGAAAAAGAAAAGAGAGAGGAGAGACUGCAAAUAGAGAGUUUAAGAGCACAAAUUGAGAUCGCCAAGCUCACCCAACAGAAAGAGGAAGGGCCCAAGAAUGACAAUGAGGCUCGCCGCGCUUUUCCAAUUGGUACCAUUCGUAUCCCGGUUCCACAGUUAGUCAUCUCGGAGGUAGAGAAAGUCGACGAGAACAAAGAACGUGGAAAUUGGGCCAGUGGUGUCGAGUUUCUUCUUUCUUGUCUCAGUUACGCUGUAGGCCUAGGAAACAUUUGGAGGUUUCCGUACUUGUGUUACAGGAACGGAGGAGGUGCUUUCCUUAUUCCAUACACCAUUAUGUUGUCUUUCGUGGGCUUACCACUGUUCUUCUUAGAGUUGGCUUUUGGCCAGUUUGCCAGUGAAGGGCCAGUUACAAUAUGGAAAAUAGCCCCAGUAUUUCAAGGCCUAGGAUACGCCAUGGUUUUGAUUUCUUUCCUGGUUGGUAUCUACUACAACAUGAUUCUGGCCUGGUCUUUGUUCUACCUUGUAUCUUCCUUCACUAGCCAACUUCCCUGGAGCUCGUGUGAUAACUGGUGGAACACUAACGCUUGUCGAAAGUUUGACACCAAGAAUUGUACAGUCCAUAGAGGAAAAGUCCUGGCGAAUGGCACGUGUAUAUUCAGAGAAAUGGUUAGCCCUGAAGAAUGGUUAAUCGUGUCCAACUCUACAGAUAACACGAAGAUGGCAAGUGAUGAAUACUUCCACAAUUUCGUUCUGGAACUGACCAGCGGACUUCAUGACCUCGGAGGAAUCAAGUGGCAGCUGGCCUUAUGUCUCUUGGUUUGCUGGAUCAUCAUCUUUCUUUGCCUCUUCAAAGGUGUAAAGAGUAUAGGAAAGGUUGUCUACUUCACAGCACUAUUUCCUUACGUCAUAUUAGUCAUUCUGUUAAUCCGAGGAGCUACUCUACCGGGAGCUUCUGAGGGGGUGAUGUUUUAUCUUACUCCAGAAUGGCAUCGACUGAAGGAAGCUAAGGUCUGGGCCGAUGCAGCUAUGCAGAUUUUUUUUUCGUUGUCCCCGUGCUGGGGUGGACUGAUUACAUUGGCUAGUUACAAUCGUUUUCAUAACAACUGUUUCAGGGACUCAUUGAUCAUCACCUUUGGAAAUUGUGGAACCAGCUUUUUCGCCGGUUUUGUCAUCUUUAGUAUUGUUGGUUUCAUGGCUCACGAAUUGGAAGUUCCAGUAUCUGAAGUGGCUGCACAAGGUGCUGGUCUGGCAUUCAUUGCUUACCCAGAAGCAGUAGCUCGUCUCCCUGUGUCCCCGUUAUGGUCGUUCCUGUUUUUCUUUAUGCUGAUGACCCUAGGGAUGGGUACGCAGUUUACCUUGAUUGAGACUGUUGUGACAACGGUUGUGGACACUUGGCCAUACAGACUUAGACGUAAGAAGCCUUAUGUUCUGGGACUGAUAUGCUCUGUCAUGUUUUUAAUCGGAUUAAUAAUCUGCACCGAGGGUGGUAUGUACGUACUUCAACUACUCGACAACUAUUGUGCAAGUUUUUCUGCUCUUUCCAUUGGUUUCAUCGAAAUAAUUGUGAUUGGCUGGUUGUAUGGUAUCGAACGCUUCCUUGAUGACGUCAGAGUGAUGCUUGGUCACUACCCGUACCACUACCAGUACUGGAGGUUUAUAUGGAAGUUCGUGACUCCAUUCUCUAUCAUUGCUAUUCUAAUAUUUUCUUGGGUUGAUAUCCACCCAACUCAAUAUGGCGAUUACAUAUAUCCAGACUGGGCGACAGGUGUUGGUUGGGCUUUGUCCAUGUUUUCAGUGUCGGUCAUUCCUCUCGUGGCUGGUUUUAAGAUCUGUAGAGCUGAAGGACCUGUUCUUGUGCGUAUAAAGAUACUAAUUCAGCCGACGGAAAACUGGGGACCCAAGUUACAGGUGCACCGCAUGGAGACCCGUAGUCCGAAACACACAGACUCUCAAGUUCCACUGGCGCUGCCUAACUAUGAUCCAGAAUGCUUUGAUGAUAAUGAUUUUACAUAUGAACUGAGCAUUGAAGAUGAAGACCAGAAUGAAGAAAGGGCAGAUUCCGAGGGUCUGAAUCUCAACAUUCCAAGAUGUUACAACAGUGAAACAGGACUUUGAACUAAGGAUGUGCCCACAAAGCAAUCUCACAGUUCCUGGAUCUAUUGUGGUAGUAAAAAAAAGGAAAAAAGAAGAAGAAUGGAGAUAGUUGGCUCUUGGAUCUGUUCCCGUAAUUAGAUAAAGAAAGGAAAUAGUUGGUUCCUGGAUCUGAUCCCUUAGUUAGAUAAAAAAUGGAGAUAGUUGGUUCCUGGAUCCGUUCCCGUAAUUAGAUAAAGAAAGGAGAUAGUUGGUUCCUGGAUCUCUUCCCUUAGUUAGAUAAAGAAAGGAGAUAGUUGGUUCCUAGAUCUGAUCCCUUAGUUAGAUAAAGAAAAGAGAUAGUUGGUUCCUGGAUCCGUUCCCGUAAUUAGAUAAAGAAAGGGGAUAGUUGGUUCCUGAAUCUGUUCCCUUAGUUAGAUAAAGAAAGGAGAUAGUUGGUUCCUGGAUCCGUUCCCUUAGUUAGAUAAAAAAUGGAGAUAGUUGGUUCCUGGAUCCGUUCCCGUAAUUAGAUAAAGAAAGGAGAUAGUUGGUUCCUGGAUCUGUUACCUUAGUUAGAUAAAAAAGGAGACAGUUGAUUCCUAAAUCUGUUCCCUUAGUUAGAUAAAGAAAGGAGAUAGUUGGUUCCUGGAUCUGUUACCUUAGUUAGAUAAAGAAAGGAAAUAGUUGGUUCCUGGAUCUGUUACCUUAGUUAGAUAAAGAAAGGAGAUAGUUGGUUCCUGAAUCUGUUCCCUUAGUUAGAUAAAGAAAGGAGCCAGUUGAUUCCUAAAUCUGUUCCCUUAGUUAGAUAAAAAAUGGAGAUAGUUGGUUCUAGAUCUGUUCCCGUUAGUUAGAUAAAGAAAGGAGACAGUCGGUUCCUAGAUCUGUUCCCGUAGUUGUAUAAAGAAUGGAAAUAGCCGGUUGCUGGAACUUUUGCGGUAGUUGUAUAAAGAAAGGAGAUAGUUGGUUACUGGAUCUGUUCCCUUAGUUAGAUAAAGAAAAGAGACAGUUGGUUCUUGGAUCUGUUCCCUUAGUUAGAUAAAGAAAGGAGACAGUUGGUUUCUGGAUCUCUUCCCUUAGUUAGAUAAAGAAAGGAGACAGUUGGUUCUUGGAUCUGUUCCCUUAGUUAGAUAAAGAAUGGAAAUAUCAGUUUGCUGGAUCUUUUGCGGUGUUUGUAUAAAUAAUGUAGAUAGUUGGUUUCUGGAUCUGUUCCCUUAGUUAGAUAAAGAAAGGAGACAAUUGGUUCCUAGAUCUGUUCCCGUAGUUGUAUAAAGAAUGGAAAUAGCCGUUUGCUGGAUCUUUUGCGGUAUUUGUAUAAAGAAUGUAGAUAGUUGGUUUCUGGAUCUGUUCCUGUAGUUAGAUAGAGAAGGAAAAUAGCCGGUUGCUGGAUCUUUUGCGGUAGUUACGUUAAAAAGAAAAGGAGGUAGUCAAUUUCUGGACUUGUUAUCGUAGUUAAAAAAAGGAGAUAAUCGGGUGCUGAAUCUGUUCCCAUAGCAAUUUUGUGUUUGUUUUUAUGAUCAAAACAGUUGAAAUACUCAAAACGCCUUAACAUUAAUUUGUUUAUAUGAUAGAUGAAUAUUGUUUUAAG
This is a messenger RNA of Limulus polyphemus (Atlantic horseshoe crab), 3813 nucleotides long. Its product is annotated as sodium-dependent proline transporter-like. NCBI's taxonomy places the organism in Eukaryota, Metazoa, Arthropoda, Merostomata, Xiphosura, Limulidae. The record is from RefSeq and is a predicted model, not a curated record. The transcript has 15 exons. Gene Ontology annotation, cellular component: membrane. The annotation marks the transcript as partial. Gene Ontology annotation, biological process: sodium ion transmembrane transport.